AUGUCCCUGUAUGCAAAUGUUCGCUCAUUAAUUCAUAGAAUAGUUUUAUCCGAUAUUAAAACUGUGAGUCGAUUUUAUUCCAACCAAAACGAUGAAAAUGUGGAAGAAAAGACAAUUGACCCCUCUAAAGAUAGAACUAAAAUAAUCCCUGUAGAAACUAGCAUUAAAUAUCUUCAAAGCAAAGCUUAUCAAGAGACCUAUGGUGUCAAACCAGUGUGGACAUUAUAUCGACGUAAUCACAAAGGUGGCUUUGCUCCACGUAAAACUAGAAAAUCUUGUAUUCGAAGUGGUGUAAUAUCAACCGGAAAUCCAUGCCCAAUCUGUCGAGAUGAGUAUCUAGUUUUGGAUCAUAGAAAUACAAAGUUGCUUCAACAAUUUAUUUCGGAAUACACUGGACAGAUACUGGAUGCCUUUAAAACUGGUUUAUGCCAAAAGAAACACAAAGAACUGUUGGUAGCAAUUGAAAGAGCCUGGGACCAAGGAAACCUUACAUAUGAUGUACCCUUCAGAGAAUAUGAUUAUACUUUGUAUAGUAAACAUCAAAUUAAAACCACAUUUUAA
Parnassius mnemosyne (clouded apollo) is the source of this 561-nucleotide messenger RNA. NCBI's taxonomy places the organism in Eukaryota, Metazoa, Arthropoda, Insecta, Lepidoptera, Papilionidae. The record is from the annotation of a GenBank genome assembly.